CCUUGGCUGACCGGUUCGUUUUCAUUUUCUCAUAAGCUCUGGGUAGUGAAGGCUGUGGAGAGUUUUGAGCACAUAACUAUUUGAGGAACAACAGAAAAGACUAAGAAGAGGCAUACAAAAAGCAGGAGAAACAAAAUGUCUGACCUGAGGAUGGUGCUGGUUGGCAAGAGUGGAGCAGGAAAGAGCGCGUCAGGAAAUACCAUCCUGGGGAAGGAAGAUUUUAUAGAGGAUGAUUCCGCUGACUCUGUUACCAUGGUUUCAUCAAAGCAGAGUGCAGAGCAUUCUGGAAGGCAGUUCUCUGUGAUUGACACACCUGGGCUUUUCGGCACAUCCAUGGAUGAAGAACAAGUGAAAAAACAAAUAGACGAGUGCAUCCGUCUGUCUGUCCCAGGACCCCACGCGUUUCUGCUGGUAGUCAGGUUGGGCAGAUUCACACAGGAAGAUAAAUCUGCUGUGCAGUGGAUCCAGAAGCACUUUGGGGAAGAAGCCUCAUGGUACACAAUGGUGCUGUUCACAGGUGCCGAUCAGAUAAAGAAAAAAUCGGUGGAAGAGUUUCUGAACGGUUCCACGCUACUUCAGGAACUAAUUAAUUGCUGUGGUAGAAGAUAUCAUAUCUUCAAUAAUGAUGAUGAACAGAACCUCACUCAGGUUACCGAGCUGAUGCAGAAAAUAGAGAAGAUGGUGAAGGAGAAUGGAGGAGAACACUACACCAAUGAGAUGUACAAGGAGGCUGAGAGAAAGAUCAGAGAGGAGGAGACGAAUAGGUGCAAAGCUGAAAAAUGGGCAAAUGCAAAGAAAUAUGGGACAGGAGCUAUUAUGGGGGCCGUGGCUAUAGGAGGAAUUGCAGCAGCUUCUCCAAAAGCACUUCGGUUAGCCAAUACAGCUGGAGCAGCAAUGUUAGACAUAUAA
This is a messenger RNA of Anguilla anguilla (European eel), 909 nucleotides long. RefSeq names its product GTPase IMAP family member 7-like. The record is from RefSeq and is a predicted model, not a curated record. Lineage: Eukaryota; Metazoa; Chordata; Actinopteri; Anguilliformes; Anguillidae. The transcript is spliced from 2 exons. Gene Ontology annotation, molecular function: GTP binding. The coding region runs from base 136 to 909 and encodes 257 amino acids.